Messenger RNA from Wyeomyia smithii (pitcher-plant mosquito), 3757 nucleotides. RefSeq names its product endothelin-converting enzyme homolog (gene Nep3). Bases 603 to 2990 code for a protein of 795 amino acids. Gene Ontology annotation, molecular function: metalloendopeptidase activity; extracellular matrix structural constituent. The transcript has 5 exons. Gene Ontology annotation, cellular component: plasma membrane. Lineage: Eukaryota; Metazoa; Arthropoda; Insecta; Diptera; Culicidae. Gene Ontology annotation, biological process: protein processing. The record is from RefSeq and is a predicted model, not a curated record.
GGUGUUUUUAUCAUUAUAGACAUAUGGACGGUAUCGGUGUUGCAAAACUUUACGCGUAAAACUAAAUGGUUGAAGAAACUUACCGUAAAAUCUUCUGCCAUAAUUGUGUCCGGCUGGCCGACAUCUAUCGUGGUGCGUUAAGGUUAAGAGCUAGAUAGUGUUGCUCUUUCGGAACAGGUGAAAACAUAAAAUCAAUGUGUAUUCUGACGAGUGAAACAUAUUUGCUUGAAAUGGCUUGUGACAUUUUUUUUGUAACUAUGUGUUGUAAUUGUAGUCCUUACUAUUGAUUAGAUUUUAAUGACACGAUAAUAAUAAUCUAAAAAGACGUCAGUUUUUAUUUAGAGAUUUUCGAAGCUGAUUGGAACGAAUAAAUUGGAAAGAAUAAACAAAGCGCUGGGAAGCGUGAACAAAACCAUCAGGCAGUGUCCGGAUUGGGUUGAAAUUGUUCCAGGGAUGAUAUGUGAAAUCUAAAUGUUCGGAAAAAAGUGAGCAAAGUGAAUAUCAAAUCUACACACACUCGAUUUUAGUUUUGAUGAUGCCUGUUAGAUAAUAAAAAGUGUAAGCCGUUAGUUAGGAGCAAAAGGAGACAUCAAGGCCUCAUUAUGUCUGUGCAGAUGACCCGAUACAAACAGGCACAGUUUGUCGAUGAGGACAGCAGCAGCAUCGGAUCGAUUCAGAUCAACGAAACCAGCCGGAGUCCAACGAUGCACAUCCGAUAUCACACUGCUAGAGGAACGUCCUUGUGGAAUGCCCGCAGCAAGCUCGAGAAGGUGCUCAUCCUGCUAGUGCUGCUCUCGGCGGUGACAAUCUGUGUGCUGAUUGGCCUGCUAGCAACCGAAAGCACUAGGAUACUGCACGUGCAGCCACAUGUGGAUUCCAAUAACUACAAAGAUGGCAAACCACCAGCCGGUCUGGCACCACAAACGUGCUUGAACAAGCACUGCAUAUUUGCGGCUAGUGAAAUUCUACACUCGAUCGACACCACCGUCAAUCCGUGCGAUGAUUUCUAUGGAUUCGCGUGCAACCAGUGGAUCAAAAAUAAUCCCAUCCCGGACGGUAAGUCCAUGUGGGGUACGUUCGGCAAGUUGGAGCAGCAGAAUCAACUGGUGGUGAAGAACGCUCUGGAACGACCGGAAGCGGAGCUAAAGUCGAAGGCCGAAAAGAAGGCCAAGCUGUACUAUCAGUCCUGUCUGGACGAAGACGAAACGAUGGAGAAAUUGGGGGCGGAACCGUUGCUCAAGCUACUCAAAAGCAUCGGAGGUUGGAAUGUAACAGCCAACGCAAGUGGUUUCGAUGUGAGUAAAUGGUCUCUGCAGAAGUCACUGCAAACUCUGCAGAUCAAGUACAAUAUGGGUGGCCUCUUCGGAUGGGCCGUUGGUGAAGAUGAUCGCAACUCUAGCAAACAUAUAAUUCAGAUUGACCAAGGGGGUCUUACACUACCUUCAAGGGACAACUAUUUGAACAAAACGGCGAACGCCAAGAUCCUGAAUGCCUACCUAGACUACAUGACGAAGGUUUCCGUCUUGCUGGGAGCUGAGGAAGCUGAAGCUCGUCGUCAGAUGUCUGACGUUGUAGAGUUCGAAACCAGGCUGGCCAACAUCACCACACCUCAAGAUAUGCGAAGGGAUGAAGAAGAGAUGUACCACUUGAUGACAUUGACGACACUGCAGGAGAAAGCUCCGUUCAUCAAUUGGCGUGAUCAUUUUGAAGAAGCAUUCCGCUUGGUGAAAAGAAAAAUCACCGAAAAAGAAAAGGUGGUUGUUUAUGCUCCGGAGUAUCUGCAGAAGUUGGAUACGCUGGUACAGGAAUAUCAUUCCACAGAUGAGAAGAAAACCAUCUUGAACAACUACCUGGUUUGGCAAACGGUGCGCACAUUGACGGCAUGUCUCUCGAAAGCUUUUCGGGACGCUUACAAAGGGCUUCGUAAGGCAUUGAUUGGGUCCGACGGUGGUGAAGAACCCUGGAGGUACUGCGUUAGCGAUACAACCAACGUUCUAGGCUUUGCCAUCGGAGCUAUGUUUGUUCGGGACGUGUUUCACGGGGAGUCAAAACCACGAGCGGAAGAGAUGAUCAACGAAGUUCGUACUGCAUUCAAAGAUAACCUCAAGAGUCUGGUAUGGAUGGAUAAUGAAACCAGGCGACUGGCUGAAGAGAAAGCGGACGCCAUUUCGGAUAUGAUAGGUUUUCCGGAUUACAUUCUGAAUGCGGAUGAGUUGGAUAAAAAGUAUCAGGAUUUGAAUAUCGAUCCGAAAAUGUACUUUGAUAAUAACAUCAACUUUAAUAUCUACAGUUUAAAGAAGAAUCUAGAGAAGCUUGAUCAGCCGGUUAACAAAACGCGCUGGGGAAUGACGCCUCCAACUGUGAAUGCAUAUUACACUCCUACCAAGAAUCAAAUUGUUUUCCCCGCUGGUAUCCUACAGCUUCCAUUCUUCGAUAUGAAAAACCCUAAAAGCUUAAACUACGGAGCGAUGGGCGUUGUGAUGGGACAUGAGCUGACGCAUGCGUUCGAUGAUCAAGGUCGAGAGUAUGAUAAGUUCGGUAACUUGCAUCAAUGGUGGAAUAACAAAACAAUCGAGCGCUUCAAAAAACAAACCGAAUGUUUUAAUAAGCAGUACAGUACUUACAAAGUCAAUGGUAAAAACCUUAACGGAAAACAAACGAUGGGGGAGAAUAUUGCAGAUAAUGGGGGUCUUAAGGCGGCUUUUCAUGCGUACAUUCGAAGCGAGAAGCUCAGCACCUCGGAUACGGAUACUCUACCGCUUCCUGGCUUGAACAUGACUCACCGUCAAUUGUUUUUCGUUUCGUUUGCUCAAGUGUGGUGUUCCGCCGUUACCGAUGAGACGACAACAUUACAAAUUGAAAAGGAUCCGCACUCACCACCGAUGUACCGAGUAAUUGGGUCGCUCUCGAACUUACGAGAGUUUGCUGAUACCUUUAAGUGUCCGUUGGGAUCAAGAAUGAAUCCGGAACGAAAGUGCGAAGUGUGGUAAGGAAACUGUUGGAAUACAGUGGGAAAACUGCGCUGCUCAGGAAGCACGCGAACGGUUUUUAAAGUAUUAACUGUUGUUGCACAACUUAUUAUUUACUCAAUGUACAAAAAGAGAUUCCAUUUGUUAACCGCUCGCUCCUUUUCCUAUUGCUUUAGUUGUAUUUGUUGUUGCACACAUGAAAAGAGUUAUCUGAGAUGCCAAAAAGUCCAAAGAAUCUAUGUGAAUAAAAUAUUUUUUAGAUAAACUACCUACCCUUUCCCGAGAGAAAAAAUACACACAUAAUCACAAGAAAUUACCGAAGUAGCAUUAAAAGAGUCCUCUAACAUUUAUAUCCAGCGAUAAGUGUACCGAAACAAAAUUUUACACCAGUUACUAAAUGAAUGUGAUUAAUACUGAAGGAGAGCUGUGCUGGAUGGCGAAUGAAAAGAUUCAUAGCUGACCAAUUAAUUGUUCAGGAGUUUGGAGCGCAAAUGACGUAUAAGCAAAAAGCAAGUCUAAGUGGCAACAGAAAAUCAAACUUUCUACACAAACAUCAAACAUUACUGCUAGCGUUACUGUACAGGUUUUAACAGGUUUUAAUUAUUUAUAAAAGACGUUCGGUUCCUCGCUGAUAUCAGGUACAAACUUGGGUCAAUGGGUUUCGGUUGUACAUUUUCUAAAAUUAUUACGUUCGGUAAGCAACUACGAUAGACAUGAUUAAUAGGUUGCGAGCACAAUUCGACGCGGUUUGAAGUGUAAUGAAAUAAAUUAAUACUUCUAACAGUCAA